This is a messenger RNA of Coregonus sp. 'balchen', 6051 nucleotides long. The record is from the annotation of a GenBank genome assembly. Lineage: Eukaryota; Metazoa; Chordata; Actinopteri; Salmoniformes; Salmonidae.
GUGAUCGUGUGUCAGAAAGCCAGUCAGAAAGCCAGUCAUGCUCAAAGCAAAGCAGUCAGAACCCACUUAUAAUCAGAACAGAGACCAACACGAUCGCAUUUGACGACCAGCUCCCACCACCAUAUCAACAUGGAUUGCGGAAUUAUUACAUCCAAAACAGUCCUUUUGCUUCUAAGUUUAAUAUUUUGGGUAAGUGUUUGGUCGACAUUCUGUUGCUCCUUUGAUUUCUGUGUUGACUUCUUUCCACUGCUCUUAACAGCUACCUAACUUCGUCUAUGGUGAGCAGUUGUUGAUGAAAUGAAACUACUGGUUGGGCAAUGGGCAUGGUAGGUUGUUGAUUGUUAUAGCCUGUACGGUUUCUAAUAUCGAUUUCAAAUCGUGAUAAAUAAUGUUCGUGACUUAUUGAACAUUACCAAAAGGUUAGAGGCAGGAAUCAUUGUUCUUGGUUUGUAUUUAUGCUUAAAUUUCAACAUCACCUUACUCGCAGUACACUCAUUCUCAAACGUCUCUGAAGUGGACCUACUUCCAUGUGCAUACAGCGUGGUCUCAAAGACUAGACGUAGGACAUUUAUAUCCGGGACAGCCAAAUUAGUAUGAUAUGUUACAUUUGGUAUGGAUACAUAAGACAGAUGGUUACUUAAGGCAAAAACGAUAGUAGGGUAGUUGGUUGAUGGGUGGGUGUAUAUAACGGAAACGUCUAGCAACCCAAAGGCUGUGAGUUCUAAUCUCAUCACGGACAACUUUAGCAUUUUAGCUAAUGAGCAACUUUACAACUACUUAGCAUGUUAGCUAACCCUAACGCUAACCCUAACCUUUAACCUAACUCCUAAAAUGAACCCCUAGCCUAGCUAAUGUUAACCAGCUAGCAAACGUUAGCCACUUAGCUAGAAUUCAUAACAUAUAGUCAGUUUUGCAUAUAGUACGUUUUGCAAAUGCGGAAACAUAUUGUACGUUUUGCAAAUGUGUAACAUAAAAUGUGAAUUGUAAUUCGUAAAAUCAAAUGAAAUGGGUGAUAGACAUCCACAAAUUAAUACAUACCAUACUAAAUGGAGUGUCCUGAUUUAUGUACAGAAUAUUACGAAAUCCUUUGAGACGAGGUUGAUCAAAAAUGCACAUAAAAGUGACACCACCAACACCACAUUUGUCAAUUGGAGAUUAAUCCAGGGAUGGACUAGCUAGGGGAGUUCUGGCAAAUGCCAGAUGGGCAGGUCCAUCUUUAGCCAAGUGGGCCUGUCUAAAUUGUAUUUGUUAUUUUAAUGAAGAAUUACCAUUUAUUUGGCUAAUAAUGAUGCUUCAAGGAAAAAAAUUGACCGGUAUGGGGGCCUCAAGGAAAAAAAUGGGCCUGUGUGUUAGAAAAAAUGACAAACAAAUUUGAAAUAAGAAGGAAUUGGAAAAGAGUUACAACCCUGUCUGUGUAUUCACCAGGGGAAAUAAACAUAGGUCUGUUUGUGGUCAAAGCCACAUAUAUUUUCUCUCUCUCUCUGAACAUAUGCUCUGUUGUUCAAAUGUAAUUCUAUACAAUUUCUAAAUCAGGAAAUGCAGCCAAUACAGGAGGUAAUCUGGUCGAAUGCUAGUUGGACGUUGACAAAAAAAUUAACAAAAUAACAAGAAAUCGAAACCAACAGUCUGUUUUUUGGGGCUCUUUUUAUUUUCUCACUCAUGAGGCACAAGAUCCAAGUUCCUGGAAUGAUUAGGAGGGGGGGUGUUCCACUCGGGGUGGGCUGGUGGUGGAUCUCGUGACUGAGGACUCAUUGUGAGAGAACCGGGUCAUGUGCUCUGGAGCCUCGAAUCGAAAGGAUUAUUAGGCAAUGAGCAGCUCACCACCUGAUCAAUGCAUUUGGCCAGCACCCUUGUGUCUGUAUCAUCAUGACAUAAAAGCAUGACCAACUUAAAAGGAUUGUUCACCCAAAUUACUAAAUUACAUAUUGGUUUCCUUAUUCUAAUAUCAGGAAUAUCCACAUGCAUUGGUUUUUGUGCCAUAAAUGCUAAAAGGUUAGCAUUUGGAGACAGUAGUCAGGUGAACAAAACCAAAGCAUGGAUUCCUGUCUUACCUUGUCCUUAUUUUUUAUUAUUUAACUGGGCAAGUCAGUUAAGAACAAAUUCUUAUUUACAAUGACGGCCUACCCCAGCCAAAUCCGGACGACGCUGGGCCAAUUGUGCGCCGCCCUAUGGGACUCCCAAUCACGGCCGGAUUGUGGUACAGCCUGGAAUCGAACCAGGGUCUGUAGUUAUGCCUCUAGCACUGAGAUGCAGUGCCUUAGACUGCUGCUCCACUCGGGAGCCCACUUCCUUACAGGGUAAGGAAACCAAUAUGUAAUUUGGAUGAAAUAUUAAUUUAAACUCUGAAUAAACCUCCAGUGGCGUUGAGAGAAAGAAAGGGAAGGAGAACUGCUAAAGGCAGUUACGAAUGGCAUUCUGAAUCCCUUCACGUUAUCAUCCAAACUUGUUUUUGACAAAUCUCUCUCUUUCGAAACCAUGUGCAAUAAUCACGUUUUCAAUGAUUUUACAGAGAUUAGUUCUAUAAGACCAGGGAAUUGAUUAUAUACACUGCAAUUCAUAGGACAAUACUGCAAUUGUAUGAGUUGGCCUCACCCAUGAUGCAUCCCAAUUUUCCACCCUUCUCCUAAAGUGUGCACUUGCGUACUUUCUGAAAUGGAUUUAACAAUGGUGGAAACUCCCUUUAGCCAAUGCUUAUACCAAUCCUAUGCACGUGCACAAUUUGGGCAAAGUGUGGAGAAUAGGCAACACAGCCUUGAUUAUCUGUAUAAAGUGCUCAUGUUGUUGUGUUCUUCAUUCUAGGCUGCGGGGGGUGCCCUUGCCUAUGUAGGCUCUUAUGUGAUCAAGAGCUACAACAACUUUGACAACUUCCUGGAGGAUAAGUACACGCUGAUCCCUGCAGCCAUCAUCAUAGCUGUGGGAGUGGUGAUGUUCGUCAUCGGGAUUGUGGGCUGCUGCGCCACCCUGAGAGAAUCCAAAGUGGGCCUUAGCUUUGUGAGUAUAAGCUUAAGACACGGUGGUGGUGGCUGGUGGGUGAUGGUGAAAGGAGAGACUGGUGGCGCAGCCAGCUAGGUCUGUCAUAAGAACACUGGUUGUGUGUCCCAAAUGGCACCCUAUGUCCUACAUAGGGAAUAGGGUGCCAUUUGGGAGGCAUUCACUGCAGGGUUGGGGUCAAUUCUAUUACAAUUCCAGUCAAUUCAGGAAGUAUGCUGAAAUUCCAAUUCUCUUCAAUGAGAAUACUUUUACAUUGUAAUUUUGUUUACUUUAGGAAUUGACUGGAAUUGAAUAGAAUUGACCCCCAACCCUGAUACACUGUACGGUCUGAGGAUCUUAGUGUUUGGUAAGUCCUGCUGCUGCGCCCCUUGUUCUCCUUCUCCUUGCUGACUAUUGUCUUUCCCUCUCUUUCCAGUUCCUGCUGAUCAUCCUGGCUAUCUUUGCAGCAGAGGUCGCUGCUCUAGUGUUUGGGUUCAUCUACCAAAGCAGGGUGAGUGAAUUCCACAUUUGUCUAAUAGGUUACAAUGAAAUAAUAUACUACGUAUUCAAUUUGUGCAGGUGCAUUACAUGUGUAGUAGAGUAUCAGUGCAAUAUUUGAAUAGACGUAGAUUUAUUUUGUUUUGUAUGCCUCAUCUUUACAGAUAAAAGGGGACUUGGAGCGGUCAAUGAGUGAUGUGUUCAUGAAGUAUGAUGGUGAGAACUCUGACACCCGGGCUGUGGAUUACUUGCAGUCUCAGGUCAGUAUCAUGCCAUCUCUGAGCGAGCAGGGGCUUACUAGGUUUGAAACCGAGAUUCUGAAUGUGCGAUUACUUCCUGUAAAUAGGCCAUUGAUGGUGGUCAGAGUCUUUGUUGCGGGCGUUACAGGAAGAAAUCACGUGUUCAGUCUCUCGAUUUUAAAACCUCUCUGGCGCUAGCAAGCACUGGUUGGCACCAAUAAUGUAUACACUAGAUUGCUGAUGCUAUCUAUGUAUUGGCUAAUGAGAGGCUUUGAAGACACAGGUCGGCUGUAUUGGUACUCCUCAGAAGGGGCAGUCCUCCAUAAGUAUAAGCAGGUUGGCAUUUAUUGAGAUGACUCAUGUACUCGAGGCAGCUCUGCAGAGUGGUCACUAGCUGGCACAGCCACAGUCAUAACAUCUGAUUUUAAACCUAACCUUAACCACACUGCUAACCCUAAUGCCUAACCUUACAAUUUUGAAUUUGCAGCUGGCCCAUCUAGUGGAAACCUCUGAGUUCUGCCUCCAGGGCAAGACCUGCUAGGAAUUAAUGGAAUUCUACUGUAUUUCAAUUAAACGUCUCAAGGACUAAUUUACAUGUAUUUAAGUAUUUUUUGUUGUUGACAGUAACACUAGUACACUCUAAAAAUGAUACUUUAUGGAAAAUGUUUUUAAAAUAUAUAUUUGUAUGUUUAGCUCUCAUAAUAUAAUUUAAAAGUAUGCAUUAAGGUGCCUGUAAUAAAAUAAAUGUGGCAAAAACGAAUGUAGACAUUAAUAAAUGUAUUUUAUAGCUUUUUUACAAUGGUGGGGGAGUACUAAAAUGGAGGUGCAGUGGCUUUAAAACAGUGCCUACUGUAUAAAUCAUUGGCUUGCGCAAAGAUUACAUGAUACAGGAAACUAGGCUUUUGCAAGCUUGGAGCUGAUUUAGGACCUAUAAAUAGGCCUACACAUGAACCACAUGAAGUCGCUAUGAAAUGAAACUACCAAACGUUGUUCUUCUCUCUGUAUACAGUUGCAGUGUUGUGGAGUGCAGACCUACCUGAACUGGACCACCACCCCCUGGUUCAGCAGCAGGAACAACACUGUGCCCAUCUCCUGUUGUAAAGGGAACAACACUGAGUGUACAGGCAGACUGGACCAGCUAGACCUGCUCAAUACCCGGGUAUGGAUCAAUGCAGUAAACAUCUAACUAAUGCCACCUCUUAAGCUAACUAAACUCGCUGGGGAGACGUAGCCUUUAGGCAGAGAUCUAGGAUCAGUUUGCCCUCCCCAAAACCUUACUUUACAAAAAUAAAAAGCAUGACUGGAUUUAGAUCCGUUUUUGAUAGUCUGUCUUAUUCCUACCUUUUUUCUGUAUUUAUAUUUGAUAGUCCUUACACUCUGACUUGAACUUGUUUGUGUGUGUGUGUGUGUCCAGGGUUGUGAGGGUAAGCUGGAACAGCUCCUUCAGGAUGUGAUGAGUUAUGCCAUGCUGGUCAUCCUUGGAUUUGCCAUCAUCAAGGUACUGUACCUGGCAGUCCUCUGACUUAACAUUUCCAAUAUCAGACUUUGCACCGGUGUUUGGCCUAAAGCUGCAUGCUUUUGUGUUUCCACCUCUGAGGCCACCCCCCCCUCCCCCCACAAAAAAAUGGUAUUGGUCUGUGAAAGUCUUGGGGCCAGAAUGGGGAUAGUGGGACUUUUUUAGAGAUGCGUGAACCUACUUUAAUCUUUGGUGCCAGACAAUUUACUCUGUACUGAAUUUUACUGCAUUUCUUUGUCCUUUCCUUUCAGUUUUUCGGGAUGCUCAGUGUGUGCGUGAUCACAUGUAAAAGUGGCAGGCGAAGUGGCUACCAGCUCCUGCAUGCCUGAUCCUGCCUGAUCCUGCUGGCUUUAAGGAUACUUCCAAGGCUUGUCAUGCAAUAUCUCCUGGCCCCUGACUUCUCUCCCCUUUCCAGCACUGAGACCAUAGAGCCUUAGGACUUAUGUUCCCCACUCCAAGAUUUUAGCAUCCUUUCAGGAACAUUCUUACAGUUUUCAUUCAGCUUUCCUCUGCAGUUGUCAGCCCACCAAACUUUGGGCAAACCACUGCUAACAUUUGAAGCAUUGGAAACCACAAGAUGGCAUUUUUUAAAAGAUAGUUGCAAAUAGGAAUUACCACUCAAACUUUUAAACAAUGAAAUUGGUUUUGUAAUUUCCUACUGUACAUACUGAAAAAAUAAGAAAGGGUUUGCACAGUGAUAUAUCAGUAUAUGGGGUACACUCCAUUUAAAGAGGCAAUCUGGGACUCAAACAACAACAAAGUGGCUAACCCUGCAAUUACUUAGGUAAACAGCUGAGGGAUGGUGCUGGAGAAAUGUAACCAUUCUCA